AUGAAACCGUCGGAUUUGUUGUUGGUGCUGGAGAAGGUCAAGUUCAGGGUGCCCCUGCCGCCAGGAGUCAGCUCGACGACGCUCCUGCCCAAGCUCAUCCGCACCAAGGACGUGAAGCAGCUGCAGGACGGCAACGCACAGCCACAGAAGCCCAAGCUAACGAAAUGUCUCAACACGCUGGACCUGACCUCGCUGGGCAUCGGAUCCUGCUGCGGCACGGGCAUGUACCUGGUGGCCGGCAUGGUGGCCCAGAAGAUAGCCGGACCCGGAGUGAUUAUUAGUUUUAUUAUAGCCGCCAUAGCGAGUAUUUUCUCAGGCGCCUGCUAUGCGGAGUUUGGCGUUCGUGUGCCACACACAUCCGGCUCGGCCUAUAUGUAUUCAUAUGUGGCGGUUGGAGAAUUCGUAGCUUUUAUAAUUGGUUGGAACAUGAUAUUGGAAUAUCUAAUAGGAACAAGUGCCUGUGCCUGUGCGUUAAGUUCUAGUUUUGAUUCACUGACCGGCAAUGCCAUUGCGCGAACGAUAAGCGAGUCCAUUGGUACGAUAUUCGGCAAGCCACCUGACUUUAUUGCCUUCGGCAUCACACUGCUUAUGACCUGCGUCCUGGCGAUGGGUGCCAGCAAGUCGGUCAUCUUCAACCACUCACUCAACGCCGUCAACCUGGCCACAUGGGUCUUCGUCAUGGCCGCCGGGCUGUUCUACGUGGACACGAAGACGUGGUCCGAGCACCAGGGAUUCCUGCCCUACGGCUGGAGUGGUGUAUUUUCUGGUGCUGCAACCUGCUUCUACGCAUUUAUCGGUUUCGAUAUCAUCGCGACAACCGGCGAGGAGGCACACAAUCCGCAGAAGAGUAUACCGAAGGCGAUCGUUGGUUCCCUGGUCGUCGUGCUAAUCGCCUACGUUAGCGUUAGUCUAGUCCUAACUUUAGUGGUUCCCUACGACCACAUCAAUACGGGAGCGGCGCUGGUCCAGAUGUGGUCGUACGUGAGUGCCCCGAAGUGCCGGGCGGUGGUGGCCAUCGGAGCCACCGCAGGACUCUCGGUGGCCAUGUUUGGCUCCAUGUUCCCCAUGCCACGUGUCAUUUAUGCGAUGGCCCAGGACGGUUUGAUCUUCAGGCAACUGUCGCAGCUGUGGCACCGCACCAAUGUGCCCGGACUGGCGACCAUUGGCAGCGGGCUGGCCGCCGCCCUGGUGGCGCUCACCGUGCGCCUGGAGAUCCUCGUCGAGAUGAUGUCCAUUGGGACGCUGCUGGCCUACACGCUGGUGUCCACCUGUGUCCUGGUGCUGCGCUAUCAGCCGCACAGCACAUCGCUGGUGGAGCUUCUGCCAGCCCAGCUGCGCACCCCGGUCGCGCCCGGGACUGCCAGCGAUUCCCGCUCCCACGUCACGCCUGCCGAAGUGCUCGAGGUGCCUGGCAAGCUGACCAUCAAGCGGGUCACGCGCGGCAUGUCCGACUCGGACGACUCGUUCAUCGACGACAGCCCGGAGGGUUUCCUGGGCGGGCGCGACGACCAGUUCCUUGUGUCCGAUCGCUCCGAAAACAAGUUCUACGGCAGUGUACAUGGCGCACCCACCGGGCCCACUGGCCAGGCGACCGCCUUCGAUGCCAUGGGCCUGAACUUCGUCACCCGGAAGAUCCACGACUAUGCGUACCUGUGCCCCGGCUUCUUCCCUUGGAUCAAUCCCGGCCAGGCCACCGCCGAGAGUGGCAUGUACGUCACCAAGCUAGUGGGCAUCAUGUUCGGUCUCAUAUUCUUCCUGGACCUGUUCGCGGCCAUUGGCUGGUCCGGUGGCCUCGCCGCCUUCAUUUAUUUCAUUUUGUUUAUCGGCAUAUUUGUGAUAUUAUUGAUUAUAUCGAGGCAGCCACAGAAUAGAUAUGCGCUGGCCUUCCUCACGCCCGGACUCCCGUUCAUCCCGGCCAUCGCCAUCACCGUGAACAUCUACCUGAUAUUCAAGCUGAGUAUCCUGACACUGGUCCGCUUCACCGUAUGGAUGUCGCUGGGAUUCGUCAUGUACUUCUACUACGGUAUCACGCACAGCAGCCUCGAGCAGGCCAGCGACGACCUGGAGCUGCACGUCGACUACAGCAAAAACGUCGAGGAGAAGGCCGUGUGGGAUCAACAGUCGUACAACCAGACCCACGAACCCGUCUGGGCCAGCAAGGAGGUGAAACAGCCGUCGAAGCAACGCUAUAAUUACGGAAAGACCACGUCGUCUUCGUCGUCGGCCCAUGCCAAUUCGAGGAGUGGCCAGGGCAGUGCGCCGGAGAAGCCAGGUGGCAGGAGCACUGCGGGCUCAAACCGACCUGUUCCACCACCUCCGAUCGCCGGCCAGGCGAAGGGAUCGGGAUCGGGCAGCGGUCCUCCGAUGGAACGCCAGUACACUGGCCAGUUCAGCAUGUUCGUGGACGAGGGUCAGUUCCCCACGUGGGAUGACUAAGCACAGAAACCCAGUUGCAGUCCCAGUCCAUGUCCCUGUCCCUGUCCCAGUUACCAUUCCAGUUCCAUUUCCCCAAGCCCUAUUCCCGCUAUUUCCCGAGUGAUGUUCCAUCAACAAAAGACAACCCACUCACAUCGGCUCCGAUCUCAAAGGCAGUCUGUUCGCUGGAUCCGGACCAGUAUCUUGAUCCGGUCAGCCGGAUGCAGCUCACUCACUUGUAAAUACGAUUAGAGAUGUUAAGUUUAACCAUACGGCGAGGUGUGUUGUUUUCGGUUUGCAGAUGCAUACCGUAUACAAGGCAUGUGCACGAGGCCUGGACGGUGGAGUCAUUGUUCACAGCACUCCGCUGGACCCACAGCGUGGUCACCGUUAUA
Molecule: messenger RNA, 2810 nt
Organism: Drosophila erecta
Lineage: Eukaryota; Metazoa; Arthropoda; Insecta; Diptera; Drosophilidae
Product: high affinity cationic amino acid transporter 1
Exons: 13
Coding region: 1-2436 (811 amino acids)
Biological process (GO): amino acid transport; transmembrane transport
Cellular component (GO): plasma membrane
Molecular function (GO): amino acid transmembrane transporter activity
Source: RefSeq, a predicted model, not a curated record